Aspergillus mulundensis is the source of this 1350-nucleotide messenger RNA. Its product is annotated as transcription factor SPN1. The coding region runs from base 1 to 1350 and encodes 449 amino acids. The record is from RefSeq and is a predicted model, not a curated record. Gene Ontology annotation, cellular component: nucleus. The transcript has 4 exons. NCBI's taxonomy places the organism in Eukaryota, Fungi, Ascomycota, Eurotiomycetes, Eurotiales, Aspergillaceae. Gene Ontology annotation, biological process: poly(A)+ mRNA export from nucleus.
AUGUCUGCAAGCCCUGAGCUGAAAGCCACGGCUACUACGCCUCCCAUUGAAACCGAGGUCGAGACCGAGCAGAACGCCGAAGAGACAGUGCAGCCGCCAACCCCAGGCGCAGGCGGCGAUGAUGCGGAUGCGGAUGACAACGACGCCAAACCGGCCGUCGACAACGACAACGAGAACGAGAACACAAACGAGAACGAUGAACUCGAGAACAACCUCGGCGACUCGGACGAUGAGUCGAUUCUCUCAGAAGUAGACGAGGCGCAGUUCGAGGACUUCGAUCCGGAGAAUGUGGAUAUUGAAGAUCGCCCGCAGCUAGAUAUUGACGAGGAGAACCUGAAGCUUAUUGGGCGGCAUAAGAGGAAGAGGACGGAAGAGGAGGGCGCGUCGAGAAGGAAGAAAGAAGGCAGGCGGAAGAAGAGCCGACGGUAUGCGGAGGAGGAUGAAGGUGGGAGUGAUCAGGAGGCUGGUGGGAGGCGGAGAAAGUCUAAGAAAGCGGCCAUUGAAGAGGAUGAGGAGACGCUUGAUCCUGCUACCCGUCGGCGGAGAGCGCUUGAUCGCGCUAUGGACGAGGCGAUGAAGAAGCCUACCAAGAGAAGGGCUAGGAAGCAGGAUGGCAUUGACUUGGAACAAAUGGCAGAUGCUGAGAUCGAGGAUAUGCGCAAGCGCAUGACACACGCAGCACAGAUGGAUGCCAUCAAUCGUCGCGAAGGCAAACCGGCCAUGCACAAGCUCAAGAUGCUUCCUGAAGUCGUCUCGCUGCUCAACCGCAACCAAUACGUCAACAGUUUAGUCGAUCCUGAGAUCAACCUGCUAGAGGCAGUGAAGUUCUUCCUCGAACCGCUGGACGAUGGAUCCCUCCCCGCCUACAACAUCCAGCGCGAUCUGAUGACCGCCCUGGGCAAGCUCCCGAUUAAUAAAGAAACUUUGAUCGCCAGUGGCGUUGGCAAGGUAGUGGUGUUCUACACGCGGAGCAAACGUCCAGAGCCGGGUAUUAAGCGCAUGGCCGAGCGACUGCUAGCUGAGUGGACGCGACCAAUUCUCCAGCGCAGCGACGACUACUCCAAGCGAGUGUACCAAGAAGCCGAAUUCGAUCCUACUAAAAUCACUUCGCGCGUCAAGUCGGUCCAAGAUAGCGCUGCUGAAGCGCGCGCACGCGAGCUCCUUCCCCCGCGCCUGGCGAACCGUGCGCGUGCCGAGAUCUCACAUACCAGCUACACCGUCGUUCCACGACCUACGAUGGUGCAAGAGAGCAAGUUCGCGCGACCGCUGGGAGCGAGCGGUGAAGAUCGAUUCCGGAAGAUGCGCGCGCGACAGAUUGCUGCGACGAAGGGGCAGGGCUCGCGGCGGUAG